Molecule: messenger RNA, 384 nt
Organism: Scutellospora calospora
Lineage: Eukaryota; Fungi; Glomeromycota; Glomeromycetes; Diversisporales; Gigasporaceae
Source: the annotation of a GenBank genome assembly
AUGGAACGUAUUAAACAAGAAAUCAAGCUUAAAAUAGAAGUACCUUAUAAUUCUCAACAUAAAUUUAAGCACGAAAUAAAGCAUUCGAAUUUAUUAUCUAAUAAAUCUCCUAAAUCACAACUACAAAAAUUGUUGUCUGAUAAUCCAAUCAGAAAACCAAGAAGAAAAACUACUCUAAAGCCUCAUCGUUCAAAUUUUGGAUCUUGUACUUUAUUAAAUUCUCUAGAGACAACACAACAAAAUAUAAACUUACCUCAAAUUGUUAAUGAUCCUAAAUCAGAUACUUCUUUGCAAAUUUCUGCUCAAAAAUAUAAAACAUUACAUCCUCCUAUGAUUCUCUUACCUACUAUAACAAAUAUAACAAAUUCUCAUCAAUACUUUUGA